Messenger RNA from Penaeus monodon (black tiger shrimp), 3931 nucleotides. Its product is annotated as myosin-2 heavy chain-like. The record is from RefSeq and is a predicted model, not a curated record. Gene Ontology annotation, cellular component: synaptonemal complex. Gene Ontology annotation, biological process: synaptonemal complex assembly. Bases 112 to 3300 code for a protein of 1062 amino acids. The transcript is spliced from 22 exons. Lineage: Eukaryota; Metazoa; Arthropoda; Malacostraca; Decapoda; Penaeidae.
AGAAUAGCUUAAAAUUUAAAAGAUGUACCCCCGCGCUCCUCCUUCCCCAGCCAACCGCCAUAAAUUUGUGUCGUCGCCUUUUUCUCUAUUUUUUUAGCUCAUUUAGACAAGAUGUGGAGGCAGACUCUGCGCAGCGAGGGACACGCGCGAUCGCAGUGGGAUUUCCCGGCGAGGAACGGCGCGCACUCGGCGCUCGCGAAGAAAUGCAGUGAACGCGAAGGAGCCGUAUCUAUGGAAGAUCUUCACAGACAACUGCAGCAAGAGACAGAAAAUAUUGUACGCUGGAAGGCUUCGACUGAGAUGAACACAAGGCAACUCGAGCGACAGUUGAAUGAUGCUCAGGUGACCAUCGCUGACCAGCGCCGGAAUCUGAUGGAGCUGCAGCUGAACUCGGAGAACCUCUCACAAAGCCUACUCAAGGAGCGCCAAGAGAGGGACUUGAUCGCGGCCAAAGUAACUCACACUCGCCAGCUGUUCCGCACACUCGAACAGCAGAAAGAAGAACUUGUGGUUACAAUAACGCUUUUCCAGCAGGAUAAAGACUUGCUAAGUACUGCACACCGCGAGACAGUCCAGAAGAUAAAUGAGAUAGCAGAAAACUUCCAUGAGCUUUCCGUGCAACACAAGCAGCAAGUGGAGAGCCUUACUGCUCAAGCAACGUCUAAAGUGAGUCAGCUGCAGGAGAAGAUCGCGUCAAAAGAGCAAGAACUGAAGGACUUGAACGAGUCGAUGUCGAGGCUCGCCCACAGUAAUUCCGAGUACGAAGAAAAAGUUUUAGAGCUGACAGAGCUCCUGAAGACCACAGCUCAGAGCCUGUCAUGUGCCAAAGACAAGAACACGGCUCUCGAAUCGGAAAUAGUCGAGGUUAGAAGUUCACUAGAAAGAGUUCAGAAUAAGAUGGAGGAGCAAACUCAGGCCUCGAGUGCCAAGGUAAACAAUCUUCAAGAAGAACUAAAACAAGAACAGUGUCGCCGCAUCGAAAGCCGAAGGGAGUUUGAGGAAGCGGUAGAGAAGAUACAGUAUCUGAAGAAAGCGAAUGACACAUUGGAGGGCAGCAAGAGCGAGCUUCUCGAUAAGCUUGAGGCUGUGACAACUCGAAAGCAAGAGUUGGAAGAGGAACUGGACCGUAGCAAUAAUAGGAUAACGAAGCUGGAGGGAGACUACACAGAGCUGGAGCAAGAAACACACCUCCUGUCCCUGAGCCUGAGAGAUGCGCACAGCAGAUUCGAAGACUUGAAUUCAGACUUCCAGGAUGUACAGAAAGACAGACAGUCUUUGAUGACACAACUAGAUGAAUCAAAGAAAAUCUUACAAGAGGAAAGUCAACACAUUAAGCAUCUAACAGAACAGAUUUCGGAACUGACUCAAAAUCUGCAGGUCCAGAAAAAGGUGGAAGAAGAGUUGAAAACAGAAAUAUUGUGUUACAAAGAUCGGAAUGACGAAAUGAGUAACACUAUUGAAUACUUGAAUAAAAGGAUCCAGGAAAAUAAAGAGGCGGCAGCCAAACUCCAAGAAGACUUAGUGUUGGAAUCUGAUAAAAAUAUUAGGUCUUUGGAAAAAGAAGUAGAAUUGCUUAAUGAACAGCUGACUAAUGUUCGAAACGAGUGGGAAGCAGAUCAUGAAAGCUACGAACGGAAGAUCCAGAACAUUACAAAUAGUGCAGCUGAAACGGAAGCGGAGUUGAAGCAGCAAGUUAGAGACAUUGAGGACCAGUUCAAGAAAACCACGAACGAAAAAAACACUUUAAAUAAGGAUUGGGGGGAGCAGCAAGCACUCGUAAAAUCUCAGAAACUCCAACUCAAAGAACAAGAAAAAGAGUUGAAGUCUAAAGCCAAAGCCUUAAAUCAAGAAAUCAAGAAAAAGGAGAAGACAGAAGCAUCGAUUGCAACACUAGAGAAGAAGCUGCAAAGCAGCGAGACCGAGCGAGAGAAACUAAAGUCGGAUCUUCAAGAGUUUCUGCGCUGCCAGGAAGAAGCGCAGAAGCUGCACGAGGAGAAGCAGAAGGCGUUGGAGGAGGAUCUACAAAAUAAAAUCAGCAAGGUCAGUGGGCUUCAGGACUUGGCUCGCACACACGAAACGAACCUGCAGGAGACGCAGCAGAAGGUGGUUGACUUGCAGGAAGCUCUCGAUGCUGCUCGCAGUGAAAUGAAUGUUCUGCGAGACACAGUCGACGCGAGGGACAAGAAAUUCGAGGAGCUGAAGUACCAGUCCACCGAGGCUAAACUAAGCCUGACGAAUCAACUUCAAGAAAAAGAAGAACAACUGGCAACGUCCUCCAUCAUCUGCGGCCGGUUGCAAGGUGAUGUUGCAAGCAUAAAACGAUGCAUGGAAGAACAGCGCUCCAAACACGCGGCGGAAGUUCAAGCGUUAAAAGAAUCAGUCGAUGAGGCAAAAAAGAACUUAAAGCGAGUCAAACAAGAAAUGAUAAAGGUCAACAAAGAGAAGGAGGACGUCAUGCAGGAAGCUGAUACCAAAGUAAAGGAUAUGCUAGGUAUCAUUGAGAGGUAUAGAUCUGACAACGAGAGCAAUAUGAAAAAGAUAACAGCAGAAUUACUAGAAACCCAGCAGAAACUCGCAAUGAAGGAGGCAGAUAUUGCAAAUGUGGCAUCGGCAAACACAAAACUCCUCGUGGAAGCUGUUGCUGGAGCGAAGACAAAUACCAAACCAAAGAUGAGCGCUACUGCUUAUAAAGUAGAUUUGCCACUGGAUACCGAGGAGCUAAAAACCCCAAGCCCACGACAAUACCUCAACCGCCGUCGCCCUCCCUUUGAAAUGUACAAACAUACUCCCACAGCGAAAGCAUUACCAGUUACAAGGUUUUCUGGAGAUAUGCCGUCCCAGGAGGAUAGGUCUCAACUAAGUAUUCUGAAGGCAGGAUCAAGACGCAUGCUCGUACCCCCAACUGAGCAGAAGCGAGUUGCAUUCAGGUCUCCGUUGUCUCUAGUUUGCGCCAACGACGGGGACUCAAGCUCUGAUGCUUACGCUUUGGAGCUUGAAGAUUCCUUUGAUGAGAUUGUGAAUCCAAGGAAGCGAAGGUCAGGCAGCAUUCCCAGUGCAAACGUGGCACCGACGUGUAGCAAGGCCACUCUUAGUGUGGCAGCAAGCGUAAACAGUGACCGUUCUCUUCCAGAAGAGAAGAACCAGCAGCAGCCAGAAGGUGAAAAGCCGUAUUGCAAGAGGAUUAAAUCAAAUAAGACGAAGUAUGGAGUAAGGACGUACAGUGCAAUUAGCCCUAAGAAUAAAUAUAAUGGAGAGAAUCAACAGACAAAAAUUACAUCAAAGGAUGACUGGAUCAACUGAAUAGAGACCUUACAACAGGACGUGUUAUUUGUUACAUGGAAAACUAUUCUCUAACAUGUAUACUUGUUUUGAGGAAAAUGUUAUUAUACCAUAAUCAAAUAUUUAUGUAGAAGUUACAUAUACUGUAUAAUGUUUAGGAUGGUAUUUGUUUUAAUGUUUGAUUGUACAAAAUGUACUAUUUUCAUACUGAUUUUAUGAUUAUUUGUUUGGAGGUUGAUGAUUUAAUAUUGACAACCUGCAAUUGUAUGUUCCUUUUUGCAAAUUUUACCACAGCUAUUUGAAUCACAGGAUUUCAAAUAUAUUACAUUUAUUUGAUUCCAUUUAACUGUGCUUACUAUGUAUUCAUUACUUAUCCAAGGGAGAUAAGGAAAUUCAUUUAUAGAUUCAUUUUGAUAUUUCUGUUUGCAGUUAAUAAGCUUCUGACAAUGAAAUAAACUUAAAAGACUGACUAGUAUAGGAAUUAAGGUUUGAUAUUUUUCACGUAUUUGUAGAGAUGGACAGUAAACAAGGAAAGAGAGAAGGCAGGCAGUCCGCUGACAAAAGGGUCGUAUUUAAGUUAUGAAACUACAAAGUUAAUAGUUUAGUUCUAAGAGAUUUAUUUAUGAUAUUCUUGAAUUAAAUGUAGUCUUUA